Messenger RNA from Marmota monax (woodchuck), 8123 nucleotides. RefSeq names its product nitric oxide synthase 1 (gene Nos1). Bases 640 to 4944 code for a protein of 1434 amino acids. The transcript is spliced from 29 exons. Gene Ontology annotation, molecular function: nitric-oxide synthase activity; NADP binding; FMN binding. Lineage: Eukaryota; Metazoa; Chordata; Mammalia; Rodentia; Sciuridae. Gene Ontology annotation, biological process: nitric oxide biosynthetic process. The record is from RefSeq and is a predicted model, not a curated record.
CACACCCAUAAAGCAGCCGGGUUGGACGUCACCGCUAAUUCGUUUCAGCGAUGAUAGGAUAAAGGAGGGACAUUAAGAAAUAAAUUCCCCCUCACGACCCUCGCCGAGCUCACGGCUCAGUCCCUACAUAUUGAUGCCGCGUUUCCAGCCGCAGGGCGAGGAGCUACUUAGCGCCGCGGCUCCUCGGAGGGGCUGUCGGGCGGCCGCCGCGGCCAAGCGGACGGGCUCAGGAAGCCCCCGAUCUCAUCUGCAUCUAACAAGCCGCUGACCAAGAUGCCCAGGGAAGAGCCCACAUCGAUCACGCAUCACCUCUAGACACCCCCCAGACGCUCCUCCCCGGCCUGCUGACCUGUGGCUCAGGGACACGUCCCACUGCUCUCCUGACGUCUGUCUGCUGUCAGCCUCCUUAGAGGACAAGCAGCGGGGUGGGCAGACGCAGGAAAUCAUGCCACCGACGGCCACCCGGCAAUGAGCGGGUGACGCAGCGUUGACAUCAGAGACGGCGGAGGCUGAAACCUCUCGGCCGCUGUGUCCCCAGCUCCUCUCUCGGUGGAGCCGAGUCCUGGCCCCUCCUGGAGAAUCCGUCUCGGCUGGAUAGGCUUUGGGGUCUUCGGGGUGGACCCUCGGAGGCCAGGCGCCAUGGAAGAGCACAUGUUCGGGGUUCAGCAGAUCCAGCCCAAUGUCAUCUCCGUCCGCCUCUUCAAGCGCAAAGUCGGGGGCCUGGGGUUCCUGGUGAAGGAGCGCGUCAGCAAGCCCCCCGUCAUCAUCUCGGACCUGAUUCGCGGGGGAGCCGCGGAGCAGAGUGGCCUGGUCCAGGCGGGGGACAUCAUCCUCGCCGUCAACGGCCGGCCCCUGGUGGACCUCAGCUAUGACAGUGCCCUGGAGGUGCUCCGGGGCAUUGCCUCCGAGACCCACGUGGUCCUCAUUCUGAGGGGGCCCGAGGGCUUUACCACGCACCUGGAGACCACCUUCACCGGGGAUGGGACCCCCAAGACCAUCCGGGUGACACAGCCCCUGGGACCUCCCACCAAAGCUGUGGAUCUGUCCCAGCAGCCCUCGGCCAGCAAAGAGCAGCUGCCCGCGGUGGGUGGGCCCCCGGGCCCCGGGAACGGGCCUCAGCAUGCCCAGGACGGGGGGCCGGAAGCCGGCUCGCUGCCCCAAGCCAACGGCCUGGCCCCCAGGCCCCCAAGCCAGGACCCUGCCAAGAAAAGCAGCAAGGUUGGCCCCCAGGGCAGCCAGGAGCAGAAUGAACUGCUCAGAGAGAUCGAGCCCGUGCUGAGCCUUCUCACCAGCGGCCGCAGAGGGGCCCAGCGAGGGGCACCUGCCAAGGCGGAGACGAGAGACACAGGCGUCCAGGUGGACAGGGACCUGGAUGGCAAGUCACACCGAGCUCUGCCCCUCGGCGGGGAGAACGACCGCGUAUUCAAUGACCUGUGGGGCCAGGGCGGUGCACCCAUGGUCCUCAACAACCCCUACUCCGAGAGGGAGCAGCCCCCUGCCUCGGGGAGACAGUCCCCCACAAAGAAUGGCAGCCCCUCCAAGUGCCCUCGCUUCCUCAAGGUCAAGAACUGGGAGACGGACGUGGUUCUCACCGACACCCUCCACCUGAAGAGCACCCUGGAGACAGGCUGCACGGAGCACAUCUGCAUGGGCUCCAUCAUGCUGCCCUCUCAGCACACGCGAAGGCCCGAAGACGUCCGCACCAAGGAUCAGCUCUUCCCCCUCGCCAAGGAGUUUAUCGAUCAGUACUACUCAUCCAUUAAGAGGUUUGGCUCCAAGGCCCACAUGGACCGGCUGGAGGAGGUGAACCGGGAGAUCGACAGCACCAGCACCUACCAGCUCAGGGACACCGAGCUCAUCUACGGGGCCAAGCACGCCUGGCGCAACGCCGCCCGCUGCGUUGGCAGGAUCCAGUGGUCCAAGCUGCAGGUGUUCGAUGCGCGCGACUGCACCACGGCUCACGGGAUGUUCAACUACAUCUGCAACCACGUCAAGUACGCCACCAACAAGGGCAACCUCAGGUCGGCCAUCACCAUCUUCCCUCAGAGGACGGACGGCAAGCACGACUUCCGCGUGUGGAACUCGCAGCUCAUCCGCUACGCCGGCUACAAACAGCCCGACGGCUCCACCCUGGGGGACCCGGCCAACGUGGAGUUCACAGAGAUCUGCAUCCAGCAAGGCUGGAAGCCCCCACGGGGCCGCUUCGACGUGCUGCCCCUCCUGCUGCAGGCCAACGGCAAUGACCCCGAGCUUUUCCAGAUCCCGCCCGAGCUGGUGCUGGAAGUGCCCAUCAGGCACCCCAAGUUUGACUGGUUCAAGGACCUGGGCCUCAAAUGGUACGGCCUCCCCGCUGUGUCCAACAUGCUUCUGGAGAUUGGUGGCCUGGAGUUCAGCGCCUGUCCCUUCAGCGGCUGGUACAUGGGCACGGAGAUCGGUGUCCGUGACUACUGUGACAACUCCCGCUACAACAUCCUGGAGGAAGUAGCCAAGAAGAUGAACCUGGACAUGAGGAAGACGUCAUCCCUGUGGAAGGACCAGGCGCUGGUGGAGAUCAACAUCGCCGUCCUCUACAGCUUUCAGAGUGACAAAGUGACCAUCGUUGACCACCACUCUGCCACCGAGUCCUUCAUUAAGCACAUGGAGAACGAGUACCGCUGUCGGGGGGGUUGCCCGGCUGACUGGGUGUGGAUUGUGCCCCCCAUGUCUGGCAGCAUCACACCUGUCUUCCACCAGGAGAUGCUCAACUACAGGCUCACACCCUCCUUUGAAUACCAGCCCGAUCCUUGGAACACCCAUGUGUGGAAAGGCACCAACGGGACCCCCACAAAGCGGCGCGCCAUCGGCUUCAAGAAGCUGGCCGAAGCCGUCAAGUUCUCAGCCAAGCUGAUGGGACAGGCCAUGGCCAAGAGGGUGAAAGCCACCAUCCUCUACGCCACAGAGACGGGCAAAUCGCAAGCCUACGCCAAGACCCUGUGUGAGAUCUUCAAACACGCCUUUGACGCCAAGGUGAUGUCCAUGGAAGAAUAUGACAUCGUGCACCUGGAACAUGAAACGCUGGUCCUCGUGGUCACCAGCACCUUCGGCAACGGAGACCCCCCGGAGAAUGGGGAGAAAUUCGGCUGCGCUUUGAUGGAAAUGAGGCACCCCAACUCCAUGCAGGAGGAGAGGAAGAGCUACAAGGUCCGGUUCAACAGCGUCUCCUCCUACUCUGACUCGCGCAAAUCAUCGGGCGAUGGGCCUGACUUCAGAGACAACUUUGAGAGUGCUGGACCCCUGGCCAAUGUGAGGUUCUCGGUGUUCGGCCUCGGCUCCCGGGCCUACCCCCACUUCUGCGCCUUUGGACACGCCGUGGACACCCUCCUGGAAGAGUUGGGGGGGGAGAGGAUCCUGAAGAUGAGAGAGGGGGACGAGCUCUGUGGACAGGAGGAGGCUUUCAGGACGUGGGCCAAGAAGGUCUUCAAGGCGGCCUGUGACGUGUUCUGCGUGGGGGAUGACGUCAACAUCGAGAAGGCCAACAACUCCCUCAUCAGCAAUGACCGCAGCUGGAAGAGGAACAAGUUCCGCCUCACCUACGUGGCCGAAGCACCAGAACUUACCCAGGGGCUCUCCAAUGUCCACAAAAAGAGAGUCUCCGCCGCGCGGCUCCUGAGUCGACAGAACCUCCAGAGCCCCAAGUCCAGCCGCUCAACCAUCUUUGUGCGCCUCCACACCAACGGGAACCAGGAGCUCCAGUAUCAGCCUGGGGACCACCUGGGCGUCUUCCCUGGCAACCACGAGGACCUCGUGAACGCCCUCAUCGAGCGGCUGGAGGACGCACCCCCUGUCAACCAGAUGGUGAAAGUGGAACUGCUGGAAGAACGGAACACAGCUUUGGGCAUCAUCAGCAACUGGAAGGACGAGUCCCGCCUCCCGCCCUGCACCAUCUUCCAGGCCUUCAAAUACUACCUGGACAUCACCACGCCACCUACGCCCCUGCAGCUGCAGCAGUUUGCCUCCCUGGCCACCAGUGAGAAAGAGAAACAGCGCCUGCUGGUCCUCAGCAAGGGCUUGCAGGAGUACGAGGAGUGGAAAUGGGGCAAGAACCCCACCGUGGUGGAGGUGCUGGAGGAGUUCCCGUCCAUCCAGAUGCCGGCCACCCUGCUCCUCACCCAGCUGUCCCUGCUGCAGCCCCGCUACUAUUCCAUCAGCUCCUCCCCGGACAUGUACCCCGACGAGGUGCACCUCACCGUGGCCAUCGUCUCCUACCACACCCGAGAUGGAGAAGGACCAAUUCACCAUGGUGUGUGCUCCUCCUGGCUCAACCGGAUACAGGCUGGCGAAGUGGUACCCUGUUUCGUGCGGGGUGCACCCAGCUUCCACCUGCCCCGAAACCCCCAGGUCCCCUGCAUCCUGGUUGGCCCAGGAACUGGCAUCGCCCCUUUCCGAAGCUUCUGGCAGCAACGGCAAUUUGACAUUCAACACAAAGGAAUGAGUCCCUGCCCCAUGGUCCUGGUCUUCGGGUGCCGGCAAUCCAAGAUAGACCACAUCUACAGGGAGGAGACCCUACAGGCCAAGAACAAAGGGGUCUUCCGAGAGUUGUACACGGCCUACUCCCGGGAGCCAGACAAACCAAAGAAGUACGUGCAGGAUGUCCUGCAAGAUCAGCUGGCCGAGACUGUGUACCGAGCCCUGAAGGAGCAAGGGGGCCACAUUUACGUGUGUGGAGAUGUCACCAUGGCUGCCGAUGUCCUCAAAGCCGUCCAGCGCAUCAUGGCCCAGCAGGGGAAGCUCUCGGAGGAGGAUGCCGGAGUAUUCAUCAGCAGGCUGAGGGAUGACAACCGGUACCACGAGGAUAUCUUCGGAGUCACCCUGAGAACGUACGAAGUGACCAACCGCCUUAGAUCUGAGUCCAUUGCCUUCAUUGAAGAGAGCAAAAAAGAGACAGAUGAGGUCUUCAGCUCCUAAGUGGAUUCUCCAGCCUAGAGGGACAGCAGGCGGCCACCCCAAGUGCUGCACAGGGGCGGCUGCGGGCUUCCGACGGGCGCACACACGGCUGCACCUUUCCUCCAGGACCCCCGGGUCCCCGCUCUGCCUCUCAUCCUGUUGCUGUGUCCUGGUGUCCUCCUCUGGGUUCCUGCCCCCCCCCCCAGUGGCUUCCUCGGCCCCCCUGGGUCUGCUCCUUGAGUUUUCCUGCCGCGACGCGACGCCUUCGUACCCUGCGGUGGCUCUCCCGAAACCACGCCUCACUGCUGUCCUGCCGACGACGAGGGCAAAUCGCGGGUGCAUGAAACCACCGGAUCGUGGCCACUGCUCCUCUCGGGUCUGUCUUCUGCUGUCCCCCGGGAAGGCUGCAGGUUCUGGACAGAAGCCUUCUGAGCUGGUGCCUCUGGAGUCCCCCCUCCUUUCUCACGAUCCCUGUUUUGGUCGUGUGUGUGACGUGCGCGGGACGGGCCCAGGUCUCCGUCUGUCCUCUUGCCCGUGCAAGCCUGUCCAUCUUAGACCUGCGUCCACUGCCUUCGUGAAAGACCCUUGGUGCCAAGAAACGUGCCCCUGGCCCACGUUGAAUCCUCGUGUGUCUGUAAUUGAGGGUCUGCGCUGACGUCCCUUAAAACACUCUGAGGCUCCCCAAAGAAGGGUUAGGGAGUGAGGAGGGGGCUGUGGUGGUGGAGGGGACAAUCUCCCCGUGAAAUGGCGAGUCGUGGAAUUGGAGGCAUCUGGAUUCUCAGGCCAGUCGGCGGAGUCCUUACCAUACCACCAAUGGCUUGGGCAGACCCCCCCCCCCGCCCAAGCCCACCUACCCCAGCCAGCAUUGCCCUGGCCACGGUCAUCGAGCCCUUCCCAGGGAUCCCAUCUGUGAGGCCCAGAGCCCUACGGUCCACGGGAACCUGCUGGACAUACCGUCUUCCCACUUGGCUAAUACGGAUGAGUCGCUUGUCCUAAGUUUCCCCGAAUCAAAUUGCUACCGACCUGAAAGGGACGAAUGGGCUGAGCCUCACGUUUCAGAGCGUGGGCAUUCUGUCAAAGAAGAAUACAGUGGUCAUUAUUUUCUUUUUCCUCCAAAUGGGGCUUGCGGCUUUACCUUAGGAUUAAAAUACGUGGCGAGGUCAGUUAAAAGGGAUCCGAGUGGACGGAGGCCCCCUGUGGAUUUUUCUCUAGGAACCCUGAGGCUUUCUGCUUUCUAAAAUUGGCCUCCGGAUUAUUGAACCUGCCGAAAUAAUUUUGGCAAAUAAAUAAUACCUUCCACUCGGAUCCAAAAAAAUAAAAAUAAAAAAACUGGGUAGCCAAGUCUCCAGCAGGGUUCAGGGCAGGAGGCCUGCAGAGUUUGCCCCCUCGGGGUGAAUGCGGAGGGAGGUCCCUUCCACACUCAAGUGCUAAAAUCAAUGUCAGGCAGCAUCCAAAUCCCAUGACCCCCCCCUACCCUCCAGGGCCCAGCGGUGGGUCCAUUCUAGCCUUCUGCCAUGUUGGUUUUGUUUUGUCCCACAGAAGAACUCUGUCCCCUUGAGGUCCUAUGCAGGACACUGCCUUCCUGAUGCUCAGUGUAGAGAGCGGACAGAGAAAGUACCGUGGCCCCAUGGGGAAGGGCUUCACAGGUAGGGUAUCAAGACCCCAAGGGCUCCAACUCCGAGAUCUUGAAAGGACAAGCCACAGCUCAUCUUUGCCCACCCUCCCCGGCAGCCCCGAUGGGUGUCCCUGGCAUCUGCAGUUUGUCCCAGUUCUAAUCUCUCCCGCCUCCAGUUAAUCCCAGGUUUUCCGGUUCAGGCUUCCACGGAUGCAGAGACUCAGUCCCUGGUGUCCCAUAGCAACCCUUUCCCACCUGGAGGGAAGCCAGCUCCAACUUCCUUCAGUCCUGCCAGCUUGAUGCUGGGCUCCUAGUAGCUUUUCUCCCAGGCACUUUUUAAAUGGUUUUUCCAACCCUUUGAACCCUUGGGGACACUUUCUAAGAUGUCUCUAGUUCCCCAGGACAGAAUGAUUAGGUCAACCUCCAUCAAAGAGGAAUAAAUCACCACUUCCCUCUCCAAACCAAGUUUCCACUGCUGAAUGAGGAGCACUUAGUAUGUGCCGGGCACCUGCCUCCUGUACACCUCUCCCCUUCUAGAAGCCGGGGACAGAUGGAAACAUCUUUUCGUUUUGUCAGAGAGUCCAGAGAAAUAAUUAUAUAACCAGCAUUCAUCCUUCUGCCCAAGCAGGACCUCUUUUUUUUUUUAACCUCAGACACAAACAGCUUCAUAACUCCCUGUUAGAAGACAGGAGACCAAGCUGAUGUGUUUUUCUCCUGGGCGGAGAUUUCCCACCCCAGAGAGCCCCACCCUACUGCUUAGCCAGAGAAGAGGCAGCCACCACUGUGGGUUGAGCUCUGAUCCAGGGUGGGCAGAUGCUGCCCCCUGCUGGCGGCAUCUAGUUUGGUCCCCAGAACCAACUACAGGAGUAAGAUACAGGUUAGCAAUGGGUAAACCAAAGGGUUACCCAGGUAGCGGUCCCUUUAUUUGCCGCUCCCUGCUAAACUGGUAGCUCUGACCAUAACCCACCUCAUAAAAGUGGGUUUGUCCAGGAAGCUCAUGAGAUAGUCCUGAAACAGGGACACAGGCACAUCAUACCAUACUGUCCCCACUGUGACCACAGCUCCACACCUCGUGUGGGGAAGAACACCGUUAAGCCCACUGAGAGGAGAGAGGCCCUUCCUUGGUGUCCUGGAUGUGUGACAGCCAGGCAUUCUGUUUUGUUUUGUUUUGGUUUGGGGUUUUUUGUUAUUUUUUAAGGGGAAACACUGAAGAUCCACCAAAAUGGAGUUUUAGAAACAGAACUGGGUCCAUGAUGCCCCUUUUUAAGUAGGUGGCCAUGGUGACUUGACCUUUCCAUGUCUGUAGAUCCUCCUGUCCAACGAGGGGAUCCUGAGACGAUGCCCAGUAACGGCAUCUGGCCCAAACGCCCAUGAAUUUUGAUUUCUCACUUAUUGGUACCACGCCUGGCCUCCCCAGGGUGUGGAAGGUGUCUACAGAGACUAGCAAAAUGUGGCUGCUGCCCUGCAGAAGGCUAGAAUCCGGUGGGCAGGGAGCUGCCCCCAGGAUGGAUGUGGGUGUCUGGGGCGUGGGGGGUGCGUAGGAUUUCACCAUGGACAAUGGAAGACAAGAGUGGCCGCGGGGGAG